AUGUUUCCGAGGAAGGCUACGCCUGGAUCAGCAGAAUAUGACCUAUUUUCUCAAAACUAUGGCGAAAUCAGUGGUGGCGGUGUUGGUGUGGUGGAGACGGGGAUCCAAGUUAUACUGCCCCUCAACCACUUUGGUUUGAUUAAGGGGAGGUCAGGAUUGGCCGCAGCAACAAUGAUAUCCACAGCAGGUGGCAUAAUCGACCAUGAUUAUACUGGGACGAUGAAGAUUAUCUUGCACAACAACUCGAGCGAAAACUUCGCUUACAAAGCGGCGUCACGCCUCGGGCAGCUUGCAGUAAUCCCAAUGUACCACGGACCAGUGCGAUACGUUGAAGGAACUAAGAAAGACGAAGAACACGGCGUUCAAAGAAGUGAGUUCUUAUCCCGCGAGCCGCGCGGUGAUAAGGGAUUCGGUUCGACUGGACAAUAACGCGUUUGUGGCAUUGUUCAU
Molecule: messenger RNA, 450 nt
Organism: Folsomia candida
Lineage: Eukaryota; Metazoa; Arthropoda; Collembola; Entomobryomorpha; Isotomidae
Product: deoxyuridine 5'-triphosphate nucleotidohydrolase-like
Exons: 2
Coding region: 1-429 (142 amino acids)
Biological process (GO): dUTP catabolic process; dUMP biosynthetic process
Molecular function (GO): dUTP diphosphatase activity; magnesium ion binding
Source: RefSeq, a predicted model, not a curated record